AGAACCAAAACCCCAAUGAUACACAUCUUAAAAUUUUGUCCUAUGUGGUCCUAAUGGAUCCCUUUAAAGCGCACGAGCAAGCACCAAACCCAAGCCGAAAGGUCUUUUAAUAUUUUCCACGAUUGAGGGGAAACAGAGUCCUGAGCUCCGGGGGGCGACGAUGGGGAUAGUGGAAGAAGCUCACAACGUGAAGGUCUUGGGGUCCGGCGAGCGAGUCAUAGUCCUGGGUCACGGGUUCGGUACCGACCAGUCGGUUUGGAAGCAACUGGUUCCUCACCUUGUGGACGAGCACCGUGUGAUUCUCUACGACAACAUGGGCGCCGGCACCACCAACCCUAACUACUUCGAUUUUAAUAGGUAUUCCACCUUAGAAGGAUUCUCCUAUGAUUUGCUCGCAAUCCUGGAGGAGCUCCAGGUUGAGUCCUGUGUCUACGUCGGCCACUCUGUUUCCGCCAUGGUUGGUGCCAUCGCUUCGAUUAACCGCCCUGAUCUCUUCUCCAAACUCAUCAUGCUCUCCGGCUCUCCCAGAUAUUUGAACGAUGCCGAUUACAAUGGGGGAUUUGAGCAAGAAGACCUGGACCAGCUAUUCGAAGCAAUGCGGACAAAUUACAAGGCGUGGGUUUCCGGGUUCGCGCCGCUGUGUGUUGGCGGCGACAUGGACUCGGUGGCGUUGCAGGAAUUGAGCCGGACACUCUUCAACAUGAGACCCGACAUAGCCCUGAGCGUGACGCACACCAUAUUUCAUAGUGACAUGAGGCAGAUCCUGAGAUUGGUCACUGCUCCCACCCACAUAAUACAGAGUAGGAAGGAUUUGGCUGUCCCUGUUGUGGUAUCCGAGUACCUGCACCAGCAUCUCGGCGGGGAUUCCAUCGUCGAAGUCUUGCCGACGGACGGGCAUCUGCCCCAUUUGAGCUCGCCGGAUAUCCUGAUCCCUGUGAUUCUUAGGCACAUUCGUAAUGAUAUUGCUGUAUAAUAAUCUCUGUUAAGCUUAAUUAAAGGGAUUGAAAUUAAGUUAAUAGUCUGCAAUCUCUGGUUUUUUUUUUUGUUUUCCCCGGCGGGAUUGUUAGGUCGGCCGGAGGCUUGUCAUCAGAAAUUGAAUUCGGCCGUUGGAGUGUUAGGCUUAGUUGGACAAUAGUGUCUGCUGUUGCCAUAUGUGUUGUAGUUGUACCUGUUAGAAAUGUCAUGUUAUAUUAUAAUGAAAAGUAUUUCAAUAU
Messenger RNA from Rubroshorea leprosula, 1214 nucleotides. The record is from the annotation of a GenBank genome assembly. NCBI's taxonomy places the organism in Eukaryota, Viridiplantae, Streptophyta, Magnoliopsida, Malvales, Dipterocarpaceae.